ACACACUCUUCUGUUGUGGCCACAGCAAAAGUUCUUAACCCAAGAUGAAGUGCUUGGCGUUUGUGCUCCUGGCGGCUGCCGUUUGCGCUUCCGAAGUCGAGAAGCGAGAGGCGGAGCCCAGCGUAGUUUAUCAUUCCGGCUACACAACUUCAGUUCAUCUACCGACCUACGGACCAUCCCUCCCUACUCACCACCACAAGAGAUCAGCAGAUGCUGAGCCUUCCAGUCCUUAUGGCGUCAGGACCAUCUCCCACACUCCUGUUUAUGGUGGAUAUGGACACAACGUUCAUACACUCCACAAAAGGGCUGCUGACGCUGAAGCUUCUCGACUUUACUCUCACAGAAGCUAUUCUUCCAUCCCCGUAGCCCACGGAGGAUACCAUGGUCACCGGUUCCACAAGAGGUCUGCUGAGCCCGAAGCUGAGGCUGAGGCUUCUCAGAGUUAUCUCCCUUAUCUUCCAUAUGCUCCAGCUGCAACUUACGGCCGACACAUCUACAAGAGGUCCGCUGAACCAGAAGCUGAGGCUGAGGCUUCUCGUGGUUAUCUCCCUUAUCUUCCAUACACUCCAGUUGCACCUUACGUCCGACACAUCUACAAAAGGUCUGCUGAACCAGAGGCUGAGGCUGAGGCUUCUCAGAGUUAUCUCCCUUAUAUUCCAUAUGCUCCAGCUGCAACUUACGGCCGACACAUCUACAAGAGGUCUGCUGAACCAGAAGCUGAAGCUGAGGCUUCUCACGGUUAUCUCCCUUAUCAUCCAUACACUCCAGUUGCACCUUACGGCCGACACAUCUACAAAAGGUCUGCUGAACCAGAAGCUGAAGCUGAGGCUUCUCACGGUUAUCUCCCUGCUUACAUUCCCUACACUCCUGUGCAAACUCCAUACAGCCGACACCUCUACAAGAGGUCUGCUGAGCCUGAGGCAGAGCCAUCUUACCUAUACGCUCCUGUCUCUUACGCACAUACUUCUGUUUAUCGUCCUGCUUCUGUUUAUCGUUCCCUCUAUUACUGAGCCGGUACAUGAUGGACAAUUAUGCCAAACAGGAGCCAUAGUGUGUCAUCUUAUGAAUUCAACCGGAAAAAAAAUCAAUAAAUCUUCACGAA
Penaeus indicus is the source of this 1102-nucleotide messenger RNA. RefSeq lists its product as uncharacterized. The record is from RefSeq and is a predicted model, not a curated record. NCBI's taxonomy places the organism in Eukaryota, Metazoa, Arthropoda, Malacostraca, Decapoda, Penaeidae. The transcript has 2 exons. Bases 45 to 1010 code for a protein of 321 amino acids.